GACACUUGUUAAUGGAUUUGUCAAUCAGCUCUUGGAAUUAUGUGGGAUCAGUUAAUGGUCAUGUUAAUUUGCUGUUCGCGAAGGCAGUUCCUCUGGGGAAGUCAUCGAAGUAGGAAGCCAACGGAAUGGCCGCGUACUCCAGCAGCGAUGAAUUCGACUUCGGCAAGUGGGAUUUCCCAGCGGAGCGCAUCUGGCUGCACAAAUCGAAUGGGGAAAUAACCUUGAAGAUCGGCACUUUCCUGCCGCUAAUUGCAUUCGGUUUAUAUGGGAACAUCACCAUGGUUUAUCUGAUAGCCACCAAUCGGUCGUUGAGGUCGCCCACCAACCUGAUCAUUGCCAACAUGGCUGUAGCGGAUCUGCUGACUUUGGCCAUAUGCCCGGCCAUGUUCAUGGUGAACGAUUUCUAUCAGAACUACCAGUUGGGCUGUGUGGGCUGCAAGCUGGAGGGCUUCCUGGUGGUGGUGUUCCUCAUCACAGCCGUGCUCAAUCUGUCGGUGGUCAGCUACGAUCGUCUUACGGCCAUCGUGCUGCCAAUGGAAACACGUCUCACUGUUAGGGGAGCCCAAAUCGUGGUGGUCUGCACCUGGGUCCUGGGCAUCCUGUUGGCCUCCCCUUUGGCUCUAUAUCGAGUUUACAGGGUGCGGGUUUGGAAAAACUUUACAGAGCGUUACUGCAAGGAGAACACCGUAGUCCUGCCUAAAUACUGGUAUGUGCUUAUCACUAUUUUGGUGUGGCUGCCACUUGGCAUCAUGCUUAUUUGCUACAUAGCCAUAUUUUAUAAGCUUGAUCGGUAUGAAAAACGAGUUCUAAGUCGCGAGAAUCCGCUUACGGUCAGCUAUAAACGCAGCGUGGCCAAAACCCUAUUCAUUGUUGUCGUGGUUUUUGCAGUUCUCCGGCUGCCCUUUACAAUCCUAGUGGUUCUGCGAGAAAAAUACUUCGACGAGGAUGUCUCCGUCAGCAGUGGAAUGCAAACCUUCUGGUACAUCUCACAGUAUUUGAUGUUCUUAAACGCCGCCGUCAAUCCGCUCAUCUAUGGAUUCAACAAUGAGAACUUUAGGCGAGCCUACAAUCAAAUUUCAUGGGUUCGUCGAUGUCGGGAGGCAGCGAAAAUGAAGAAGGUAUCCAAAACAUCGAAUCAUUGCUGCUAUUGCAAUUUUAUGAAGAAGGGCAAAAGAAAAGCAGAGGCUCCACAAGAGCCGGAGAAAGUGGAGGAGGAUAUGAGCAAGGAUCUAUCAUCAGAGAAACCGACAGCCGAGUCAACUGAAACAAUUCGAGAUGAACCCGCUGACUUACUAGUGUCAGAAAUUGAGGCAAAUGGAUUUAUUUAAAG
Drosophila rhopaloa is the source of this 1330-nucleotide messenger RNA. Its product is annotated as neuropeptide FF receptor 2. The transcript has 3 exons. The record is from RefSeq and is a predicted model, not a curated record. Gene Ontology annotation, molecular function: G protein-coupled receptor activity. Gene Ontology annotation, biological process: G protein-coupled receptor signaling pathway. Bases 126 to 1328 code for a protein of 400 amino acids. Gene Ontology annotation, cellular component: membrane. Lineage: Eukaryota; Metazoa; Arthropoda; Insecta; Diptera; Drosophilidae.